AUGGAAAUUGAUGUGAAUCCAAUGGAAGAAUAUGAGGCUAUAGAUCCAAUGACAUUCAAUGAAAAUAUUCAAGUGGAAACUAACAAAGAUCAUCAUACUAAUAUUGUGGAACUUAACAAUGAUUAUCCAAUGAAUAUUGAAGACCCAGUUAUAUUAGAAAGGAUUGACGAAGAUGAAGAGGAUAUUUUGAAGCUGGAACUUCAAUUGAUCAACGAAGUUGAUGAAGAAUCUGGAAGUGAAGAAAAUGUUGAAUACGUUGAAGAAAAAGCAGAGGCUGAUGAAGAAGAAGAAUCAGACGUAUUAGAAAAUCAAACAGAUGAUGUUGAUGAAGAUGAUAAGGAAGAAGCACUUCAUAUUGAAAACCCAAAUAAAAGACCACUACAAGGUUCAUUAACUGAAGAUGAAAAUUUGAAACAAGAUCAAAGUAAUAUGGAAAUCAAUAAAACUCAAAAGACCAUUUUUUGA
Lodderomyces pseudojiufengensis is the source of this 465-nucleotide messenger RNA. RefSeq lists its product as uncharacterized. The record is from RefSeq and is a predicted model, not a curated record. Lineage: Eukaryota; Fungi; Ascomycota; Pichiomycetes; Serinales; Debaryomycetaceae. Bases 1 to 465 code for a protein of 154 amino acids. The transcript is spliced from 3 exons.